Messenger RNA from Ceutorhynchus assimilis (cabbage seed weevil), 2668 nucleotides. NCBI's taxonomy places the organism in Eukaryota, Metazoa, Arthropoda, Insecta, Coleoptera, Curculionidae. The record is from the annotation of a GenBank genome assembly.
CAGGCCCUACGAGGAUAGGCUAUCCUGUAGUAGUAGUGUGUAUUAUCCUUGGUCGCGGUAGACAAUUAAUUGUCAAAAAUAGUCAAAAUUCACAGCUGCUCUCCUACGCCUUUCGUUUAUUUUUCUUUCCUUUUCGCUUUAGGGCAUAAGCAGUAAGCAGAAGGAAAAGGAACAAACAAUCCCAAAUUGAAAAGUUCAUGCAUGCAUGAUCAUCAAUUUUUUUUUAUUUUUGGGCUAUCAAAGGAAAAAAAAAGGAAUUUGAAAAAUAUUUGCCACAAUAAUCAUAUUAUUAAGAAAAUCAAGGCCAUAUAGGCACAUAGCAAAUGGAAGAAGCUACUACUACUCCUAGGGCUGAGGGCCCGCCAGAAGAUGCAAUAAAAAUUUACGGAUGUGCACACUAUAAAAGGAAAUCAAAAUUUGUUACGCCCUGCUGCCAGAAAGUAUACACUUGUCGCUUCUGCCAUGACGAAAAAGAAAAUCAUUCGAUGAACAGAAAAGAAGUAACGGAGCUUAUUUGCACCAUUUGCGAAGCCAGACAACCAGUACAGGCAGCUUGUAGAAAUUGUGGGGUGAAAUUUGGAAAGUAUGUUUGUCUAGAAUGCAAUUUAUUUGAUGAUGAAGAAAAAAACCAGUUCCACUGCCAAGGUUGCGGCAUUUGCCGGAUUGGCGGCGCUGAUAAGUUUUUCCAUUGCAAAAAAUGUAACAUGUGUUUGCCAGUGCUACUGAAGAACGGUCAUAAAUGCGUCGAAAACGUGUCUCGAGCCAACUGCCCGGUAUGCCUAGAAGACAUUCACACGUCGAGAAUACCCUGUCACAUACCCAUGUGCGGUCAUUUACUGCAUCGGACGUGUUUUGAGCAGCUUCUAGAAGCUGGCCAUUACGCUUGCCCUAUUUGUCAGACUUCUUUGAUGGAUAUGACGCAACUUUGGAAAUAUUUAGAUCAACAGGUGGCUAACACUCCCAUGCCGCAAGAGUAUAAGGAUUAUAUUGUUAACAUUUUGUGCAAAGAUUGUCAUAAGGAAUGCACGGUUCCUUUUCAUGUAGUGGGCUUCAAAUGUUGUCAUUGCGGCUCUUAUAAUACUUGUCGGAUCAAGGGUCCAAAUCCAAGAGGAGUUUUAGGUAUGGUCCCUAGAGGAGAAGGUAGCAAUUCGGGCAACAACAACAACCAACCUGAACAACAAGAAAGUCCGCCUGAACCAACUAACGAGCCUCCUUCCCAGUAACAUUUAGUAACUUUAUCCAUAGUUACAUUUUUAUUUUGCUCGCUUGUGAUUUUUUUAUUGCUCAUGUGUUUCAAGCCUUUUGAAAGUUUGAUUAAAUUUUAACAUAAAAUUACUGCCAAAAAAAAAACAGUAGUUUUUUCCUUUGUGCUGGUACAUAAGAGGUUUAGUAAACUAUUUUUGGAAGACAUUUAAUAAAAUGAAUCAUAAGUUGGUGAAAAUUUAAUAUUAUAAUAAACGUUUUCCUAUGUAAGGCAGCUGUGGAGCUGUGUUUCUCGAACUGAUAAAUAAUUUGUUGUGCCAAAGGAAUGUUAUUAAAUUGUACAAAGUAUUCCUAAUAUUCUGGGUUAACAAUACCUAUUUCAUGCUUUACCUAUUUGUACAAUUUUAUUGUUAUGUAGUUGUGUACCUUUGAUGUCUUAUCAUAAUAGUUAGCCAGGAUCCCUCAAUGAUUGCCAAAAAGAUAUUCAACCGUCAAAUCUCUACUUACAUUUUUCUAUUAUUAAGAUACUCAUGUCAAAGCUUUUAAAACUUUAUGAAUGUGCAAAUAGUUACAUUCAAUUUAUCUUUGAUGGAUCAUCUUUUAUCAUUGGAUAACUGAUGCAUUUUCUUCACUCUUCUAUGAAAAAUGGAAGAAACAUUAUUUCGAAAAACCAGCUAAAAAAAAAUACUUUAACUUUUUACACAUGUAAUAAUCCCAUGAAUUGCAUUUUAAACUAAUCAUAAUUAAACAUUCUCUGGUGAGUGGUGACUGCCAUGAAUUAAAUCAAACUUUUAUUUAUAUACAAACAGUUUUUAUUAUUUUUUAAUUGCAAUAAUCUGUGUAUAUUUUGUAGAAAUAGAUUAUUUCAUAUAUAGGUUGUGAUUUUUUUGAAACCAUCCAUAGUCCAUUCUUGCUGGGAUCUUUUCUGCAAAAUGUAUUCCAGCACUCCGUGUGUUUUGAGUUGCUAAUUAUCAGUAAAUAUUAAUUUUCACAUUUUUCAUAAAAAAACAGAUCUUAGAUGUAGUAUUUUCCACUAAUAAAGCCAAAAAGUUACCAUCUUUAAAAAAUUAAUUUAUUGUUUAUAAAACAAAAUCAAUGAAAAAUCUACAAUACAAUUCCUUAAAUCUAACAAAUAAAUAAUAUGUCUUGUUAAGUUAAAAUAUCAAUGGGUUGCUCUUUAAUAGGCACCUUAGUAGCGGCCAAAUAGGGGUUAUCUAUAUGGAUCUGAGCAUUUUCCUCGCUCUUUACUGAAUCAUUUAGAUUACCCUCGCUAUCCAUUGGCUCGUCAUCUUCAUCUUUUUUAUUCUGAGCCUCUUUGUGUUCUUUUUGUUGUUGCAAAAUUUGACUUUUGGGAUCAAAAUCUAAGUCUUCUGGGUCAAAAAUUUGAUCCUGGGGCAGAAGAGCACUUAGGUAUGGUGGAUAAGGGGGUUUCAUUGCAAUCACUACAAAAUAAUUGUCAUUAUGU